Molecule: messenger RNA, 2921 nt
Organism: Paramecium octaurelia
Lineage: Eukaryota; Ciliophora; Oligohymenophorea; Peniculida; Parameciidae
Source: the annotation of a GenBank genome assembly
AAAAAGUAUAACUUAUGGAUUAGGCAAAUAAGUUACAAUACCAAUAACAAGUAGAGAAGUACCUAGAAACAAACAAGGUGUAUAGCAUCUUUGAGGAUUUGCUAAAAUCACUUAUUAUUAAGAAGCCUGAUGAUCCAAUACAAUUUCUGAUCAAUAAAUUAUAGGAACCUGAAAGUACUUUUCAACUCUCAUUCAAGCAAAAAAAAUAUUCGUAAUAGGACCUCCUGGAUCCAAAUUACUAGAGCUUUCCCUAACGCUUGCUGAAUAUAUGAAUUUCCAUUGUGUUUCAAUUGGGGACUUGAUCGAAAAAGAAUUAAGCAAGAAAUCAGAAUUGGUAUUGAUAUGAUACAUAAGUGUAGAGUCAAUAAAUUUAGGAUUCUUUGGAUAAAUUUUAAUAUGUCAGUGAUGACAUUGUGAUAAAUAUUGCAUUAAAUCAAAUUUAACAUUUCGAAUAGGAGAAAAAAAGUUACAUCUUUGAAGGAUUCCCUAAAACUAGAGUCUAAGGUUUAGCAUUCUAAAAGGAGGGAAUCAUUCCUGAUGCUUUUCUCAUACUGGAAAUGUCUGAGGAGAAGAUCUAUUAAUGUUGUCUUAAAAAAUUGGACACAGAACCAUUCAGUAAAUUGAGCAACAAGGAGGAUUUGGCAAGAAAUCAUUCAUUAGAAUAUCAAUUGAAUCUUAAACAAGUUAAGGAAAUUUACAAGAAUCAAUACUUUUCUGUUGAUGGAGAAAAAAACUAUGAAUUAGAAGAUAUGGCUGUAUUAUUCCUAUAUAUUCAUAUUGUAGUAACGACUCAAAUACAAACUAUACAACAAUGCACCAACCAGAGCUGGGAGAAUUCUGGUCAUAGGACCACCUGGAUCAGGUAGAUCUACAUUGGCCAAACACUUAUGUUCAAGAUAUGGAUUUGUGUACGUUUCAACAAGGGAAUUGAUUUCGAAUUUGGUUAAUAAGAAAGGUACUACUGGUAAGGAAGCCUUUGAAAAGGUGAAUAAGGGGGAACUUGUGGAUGACAGGAUUAUUAAUGCUCUGAUAAAGGAAAGAAUCAAUCAGACGGAUUGUGAAUUGUAGGGUUAUGUUCUUGAUGGAUAUCCUAAAACAGAAUAAUAAAUGGAAUCCUUAAAUGAACUCAACAUUCAACCGACUUUGAUUGUCAUUAUUGAUGCUGUGGAUGAUGUUGUUCUAAAGAGACUAACUUCACGUAGGACCGAUCCCAUUUCUGGUAGAAUCUAUAAAUCUAGUGAUGAGGCAGACAAAGAAGUCAAACCAAGACUCGUAAUUGCUCCGAAUGACAAAAGAGAAAUUGUGCAACCCAGGUAUUGAUUGAUAUUCACUUUAGAUUGAAAAGAUGGGAUGAUUUAAAAUAACUAAUUGAUGGUACACCAAAGUAUGCUUCAGUAAUUUUCAAGGUUUCAGGAGAUGCUCUUUUAAACAACAUGAUCGAAUCAGUAUGUUAUCAUUUAGAGAAAAUGAAUUGAUAUAUUUUUGUUAGUUUAUUCAUAACAAUUAUAAUAGUUAUAUAUUAAGGAUUAGUUUUUUUNGAGGAUUUGCUAAAAUCACUUAUUAUUAAGAAGCCUGAUGAUCCAAUACAAUUUCUGAUCAAUAAAUUAUAGGAACCUGAAAGUACUUUUCAACUCUCAUUCAAGCAAAAAAAAUAUUCGUAAUAGGACCUCCUGGAUCCAAAUUACUAGAGCUUUCCCUAACGCUUGCUGAAUAUAUGAAUUUCCAUUGUGUUUCAAUUGGGGACUUGAUCGAAAAAGAAUUAAGCAAGAAAUCAGAAUUGGUAUUGAUAUGAUACAUAAGUGUAGAGUCAAUAAAUUUAGGAUUCUUUGGAUAAAUUUUAAUAUGUCAGUGAUGACAUUGUGAUAAAUAUUGCAUUAAAUCAAAUUUAACAUUUCGAAUAGGAGAAAAAAAGUUACAUCUUUGAAGGAUUCCCUAAAACUAGAGUCUAAGGUUUAGCAUUCUAAAAGGAGGGAAUCAUUCCUGAUGCUUUUCUCAUACUGGAAAUGUCUGAGGAGAAGAUCUAUUAAUGUUGUCUUAAAAAAUUGGACACAGAACCAUUCAGUAAAUUGAGCAACAAGGAGGAUUUGGCAAGAAAUCAUUCAUUAGAAUAUCAAUUGAAUCUUAAACAAGUUAAGGAAAUUUACAAGAAUCAAUACUUUUCUGUUGAUGGAGAAAAAAACUAUGAAUUAGAAGAUAUGGCUGUAUUAUUCCUAUAUAUUCAUAUUGUAGUAACGACUCAAAUACAAACUAUACAACAAUGCACCAACCAGAGCUGGGAGAAUUCUGGUCAUAGGACCACCUGGAUCAGGUAGAUCUACAUUGGCCAAACACUUAUGUUCAAGAUAUGGAUUUGUGUACGUUUCAACAAGGGAAUUGAUUUCGAAUUUGGUUAAUAAGAAAGGUACUACUGGUAAGGAAGCCUUUGAAAAGGUGAAUAAGGGGGAACUUGUGGAUGACAGGAUUAUUAAUGCUCUGAUAAAGGAAAGAAUCAAUCAGACGGAUUGUGAAUUGUAGGGUUAUGUUCUUGAUGGAUAUCCUAAAACAGAAUAAUAAAUGGAAUCCUUAAAUGAACUCAACAUUCAACCGACUUUGAUUGUCAUUAUUGAUGCUGUGGAUGAUGUUGUUCUAAAGAGACUAACUUCACGUAGGACCGAUCCCAUUUCUGGUAGAAUCUAUAAAUCUAGUGAUGAGGCAGACAAAGAAGUCAAACCAAGACUCGUAAUUGCUCCGAAUGACAAAAGAGAAAUUGUGCAACCCAGGUAUUGAUUGAUAUUCACUUUAGAUUGAAAAGAUGGGAUGAUUUAAAAUAACUAAUUGAUGGUACACCAAAGUAUGCUUCAGUAAUUUUCAAGGUUUCAGGAGAUGCUCUUUUAAACAACAUGAUCGAAUCAGUAUGUUAUCAUUUAGAGAAAAUGAAUUGA